This is a messenger RNA of Penicillium diatomitis, 618 nucleotides long. RefSeq lists its product as uncharacterized. NCBI's taxonomy places the organism in Eukaryota, Fungi, Ascomycota, Eurotiomycetes, Eurotiales, Aspergillaceae. Bases 1 to 618 code for a protein of 205 amino acids. The record is from RefSeq and is a predicted model, not a curated record. The transcript is spliced from 4 exons.
AUGUCUGUUGUCUCACGUGCUAAGCGUAUCAGGAACCCCGCAUUGUUUGUGUGCGAUAUUCAGGACAAAUUUCGCAAUGCAAUCUAUGAGUUCCCGAAAAUGGUUCAAACAACCGACAAACUAGUCCGCGCCGCGAAAAUCCUGUCCAUUCCAACCUACAUCUCGACCCAAUCCCGGGCCAAACUCGGCCCAACCGUUCCCGAACUGUCCUCCAACCUCACGGGUCCCCAUAUCCGCGCCGACUUCGACAAAACCCUCUUCUCAAUGAUCACCCCCGAGAUUGCCAAACAAUUACCCGUCAAAGCUCAGGAUCCACUGGAUGUCAUUCUGGUCGGGAUCGAGACUCAUAUCUGCGUCACCCAGACUACCCUUGACUUGCUAGAGAGGGGCCAUCGAGUGUAUGUGGUCGUGGAUGGGGUGAGCAGCAUCAAUGCAGAGGAGAGGGGCAUUGCGUUGGCAAGACUGAGGGACGCUGGAGCGACGAUGACGACGAGUGAGAGUGUCUUGUUCGAGAUUUUGGGCGAUGCGGGACAUGAGGCGUUUAAAGAGAUCAGUGGGCUGGUCAAGGAGACUAAAGCGGAGACCAAAGGUGCGUUGGAGGCAUUUUCGAAGAUUUGA